GCCAUGAAGGACGUGCCGGGCUUCCUGCAGCAGAGCCAGAGCUCGGGGCCGGGGCAGGCCGCCGUCUGGCACCGUCUCGAGGAGCUGUACAACAAGAAGCUCUGGCACCAGCUGACUCUGCAAGUUUUGGACUUUGUUCAGGACCCUUGCUUUGCCCAAGGAGAUGGACUCAUCAAGCUCUAUGAGAACUUCAUCAGUGAGUUUGAGCACAGGGUGAACCCCUUGUCCCUGGUCGAGAUCAUCCUUCACGUGGUCAGGCAGAUGACAGAUCCCAAUGUGGCUCUUACAUUCCUGGAAAAGACUCGAGAGAAGGUGAAAAGCAGUGAUGAAGCUGUCAUCUUGUGCAAGACAGCCAUUGGGGCACUCAAACUGAACAUUGGGGACCUGCAGGUCACGAAGGAGACCAUCGAGGAGGUUGAAGAGAUGCUGAACAACCUCCCUGGGGUGACCUCGGUGCACAGCCGCUUCUAUGACCUCUCCAGCAAGUACUACCAGACCAUAGGCAACCAUGCCUCCUACUACAAGGAUGCUCUGCGCUUCCUGGGCUGCAUUGACGUCAAAGACCUGCCAGUGUCGGAGCAGCAGGAGCGAGCCUUCACCCUGGGGCUGGCUGGGCUCCUGGGAGAAGGUGUCUAUAACUUUGGGGAGCUGCUGAUGCACCCUGUGCUGGAGUCCCUGCGCAGCACCGACCGGCAGUGGCUGAUCGACACUCUCUAUGCCUUCAACAGUGGCAAUGUGGAGACCUUCCAGGCUCUGAAGUCAGCCUGGGGCCAGCAGCCAGAUCUGGCUGCAAAUGAAACACUUCUGCUGCAGAAGAUUCAGCUGCUGUGUCUCAUGGAGAUGACUUUCACCAGACCUGCCAACCACAGGCAGCUGACCUUUGAAGAGAUUGCCAAGAGUGCCAAAGUCACUGUGAACGAGGUGGAGCUGCUGGUGAUGAAGGCACUGUCAGUGGGCUUGGUGAAGGGCAGCAUCGAUGAGGUGGACAAGAGGGUGCACAUGACCUGGGUGCAGCCACGUGUGCUGGAUUUACAGCAGAUCAAAGGGAUGAAGGACCGCCUGGAGUUUUGGUGCACAGAUGUGAGGAGCAUGGAGAUGCUGGUGGAGCACCAAGCCCACGACAUCCUGACAUAGAGGACCUUGCACUACCCCUGGGAGAGUAAAUCCUACUGCCAGUGAUGCCAGCAGCACUCAGCCCCCUGACUGCUCUGCAUUCUCUUGGAGGGGAGGCUGGGCAGAGGGGCAGCAGCCUCCUGACUUUGGUGGGAGGAGGAAGUGGCCUUUUGCUGUGUAACCCUUUGGUGCUUGGAGUCAAGACUUCCCUACCUGCUCGCCCUGGUGGCACUGACCAUGGGGGCUCCCAUCCUGCUCUGGCAUGGCAGGACCAAGGCUGCUGGUGGUGCCAGCAGGCUUGUGCUGGGCGCUGCUGGUUGCAUGUCAUAAGAGUGGGGAUGGUUUGCUGGGUGCAGGGGCAGCAGAAGCUCCUGGUGCUGUUGUGUGGAGCAGGACCUGGUGGUGUUGGCCUUAGGAGGCCUUCCCAGAGCCCUCUCCCCCUGCCCCCACAGCAGCAAUACCCAAACCAUCUCUUUCCCUUUGCUCUCUUCCUCCACAGCCCCUCCCUGCAGCAGGGGAGUGUUCACUCCACCAAAGGGUUUCUCCAGGGUCACUGCUCAGUGGCUGUGUUUUUAUAUCCUGGGGGGGUGGUUGUCUCUUCCCAACACUUUGCUGAGGUGAGGUGCAGCAGAGCAUUGCUGAA
This is a messenger RNA of Indicator indicator, 1756 nucleotides long. It is a transcript of the gene PSMD13, whose product is annotated as proteasome 26S subunit, non-ATPase 13. Bases 4 to 1134 code for a protein of 376 amino acids. Gene Ontology annotation, molecular function: structural molecule activity. NCBI's taxonomy places the organism in Eukaryota, Metazoa, Chordata, Aves, Piciformes, Indicatoridae. The transcript is spliced from 13 exons. Gene Ontology annotation, cellular component: proteasome regulatory particle, lid subcomplex; cytosol; nucleus. Gene Ontology annotation, biological process: ubiquitin-dependent protein catabolic process. The record is from RefSeq and is a predicted model, not a curated record.